Molecule: messenger RNA, 1194 nt
Organism: Ilex paraguariensis (yerba mate)
Lineage: Eukaryota; Viridiplantae; Streptophyta; Magnoliopsida; Aquifoliales; Aquifoliaceae
Source: the annotation of a GenBank genome assembly
AUGGCCGAUCACUUUGGGGCGGCUGAAAUCCCUCGUUCCGGGUCACCGGAGAAGCAUGUCAGUGUAGCUGAAGGACAAGAAGAAGUGAAUGAUUGUCCAAUUGAGCAAGUAAGGCUAACAGUUCCGAUCACCGACGAUCCAUUGGUGCCGGUUCUAACGUUUCGGACAUGGGUUCUUGGGAUGACAUCAUGUGCCAUUUUAGCCUUCCUGAAUCAGUUUUUCGGGUAUCGGCAGAAUCAGCUAUACAUUUCAUCAAUAUCAGCACAGAUUAUCACUCUUCCUUUAGGAAGGUUGAUGGCAGCCACACUUCCAACUGCUCAGAUUCGUGUUCCAUUUACAAAGUUGUCGUUUUCGCUCAAUCCUGGACCGUUCAAUCUGAAAGAGCAUGUCUUGAUCACCAUAUUUGCCAAUGCUGGAUCAAACAGUGUUUAUGCUGUGAAUAUUAUUACCAUUGUCAAGGCUUUCUAUCAUAGGGACCUCCAUCCUUUGGCUGCUUAUUUGCUCUCCCAGACUACUCAGAUGCUCGGGUACGGCUGGGCUGGAAUGUUCAGAAAAAUCCUGGUGGACUCCCCCUAUAUGUGGUGGCCCUCAAGCAUGGUCAGCAUCUCUCUGUUCAGAGCACUGCAUGAGAAAGAAAAGAGACCCAAGGGAGGACUAACAAGGUUACAAUUCUUCUACAUGGUGUUCAUAUCAAGCUUCGCCUAUUACCUUCUCCCAGCCUAUCUUUUCCCCUCCAUAACCACAAUUUCCUUCGUCUGUUUAAUCUGGAAGAACUCCAUAACUGCACAACAGCUCGGUUCAGGUCUCCAUGGCCUCGGCAUCGGCUCGAUCGGACUCGACUGGUCCACCAUUGCUGGCUUCUUAGGAUCUCCUCUCACGUACCCAGUCUUCGCCAUUGUCAACAUUAUGGCUGGCUUCUUCAUCAUUGUCUAUAUUGUAGUCCCUACUGCAUAUUGGCUUAAUGCCUACGAGGCAAAGAAAUUUCCAUUCAUUUCCUCUCAUACUUUCGAUUCAACUGGUCAUCCUUAUAAUAUUUCCAGGGUUUUGAAUGAGAAAACUUUUGAUCUUGAUGAAGCUGGGUAUAAUGGUUACAGCAAACUCUACCUCAGUGUCUUUUUUGCCAUGACAUAUGGGUUGAGUUUUGCAACUCUGACGGCUACUGUUUCACAUGUUGCACUCUUCCAUGGCAAGUAA